Humulus lupulus (European hop) is the source of this 510-nucleotide messenger RNA. RefSeq lists its product as uncharacterized. NCBI's taxonomy places the organism in Eukaryota, Viridiplantae, Streptophyta, Magnoliopsida, Rosales, Cannabaceae. The transcript is spliced from 3 exons. Gene Ontology annotation, molecular function: zinc ion binding. The record is from RefSeq and is a predicted model, not a curated record. The coding region runs from base 1 to 510 and encodes 169 amino acids.
AUGAGAGAGCUUCCAGUAACAACAUUACUUGAGUGCCUUAGAAACCUGAUUCAAAUAUGGAGCUACAACAACAAAAAAGAAGCAGAGGCAACCUUUACAAACUUGCCAAAGAAACAAGAGAAAUACUUAAGAAAGAACUUUGUCAAGUCAUUAAGAAUGACUGUAGAACCAGCUAGCACACUCAUUUACAGUGUACAUAGUGGUUUAACAACAAACAUUGUAGACAUUGCAAAGAAAUCAUGCACUUGUAACAAGUUUGAUUUGGAUGAAUUACCUUGUGAACAUGCCAUGGCAGUCAUUAGAAAGAUGAACCUUCAGUAUAAAAAAUAUUGCUCAUAUUAUUUCACAAAACAAGCCAUGUUAAACACCUAUAAUGCAUCAAUACAUUCAUUGGGAGAUCCAAAAUCAUGGAGAGUUCCACCUAAUGUUGAGGAAAUAGAAGUACUACCUCCAAAGGGAAACAGAAAAAGUGGAAGGCCAAGGAAAAAAAGAUAUGUUACAAGUUUCUAA